Messenger RNA from Durusdinium trenchii, 3210 nucleotides. NCBI's taxonomy places the organism in Eukaryota, Dinophyceae, Suessiales, Symbiodiniaceae. The record is from the annotation of a GenBank genome assembly.
AUGAGAACAAUGCAGGUGCUGCAAAAGUUUGGUGCGUAUGGGAUUCGCCUGGUGAAGAAGUACACGAGGCUUGGAGUUGUCGACGAGAGAAGAUAUCGCUGCAGGGGAGGUUUGCAAAUCUUGGAGGGCCUCGAUUUCCUCCACAACGAGAAGAUCGUCCACCGGGAUGUGAAAGGCGCAAACAUCCUCAUCGACGCUUCUGGGAAUGCGAAGUUGGCGGACUUUGGCGCUUGCAUGCAGCUGGAGGUAAUCGUUGCCCCGGCUGAUUCUCGUCAGCAGCUGGUGGACGUUCCCUUGCUGCCGUAUGGCCCAAGAGCUGUGAUUGUCAAUGACCAGAUGGCACUCUCCACCCAGAGCAGCGGCCUGGGCCGGCGCGGCUUGGCGCAGCACCGAUGGCUGCGCGGGCCGAGCGCGCGGGUGGUGGUGCUGUGCAGCGAGGAUGGUGAGGCCACAGAAGCUGAACCAGCGUCCGAGGAGAAGAGCGCGGACGAGAAGGAGCCUGAACAAAAGAGAGAGGCGAGCGAAGAAAAGCAGGAGGAGAAAAAGGAGGAGAAGAAAGAGGAGAAGAAAGAGGAGAAGACGGAAGAGAAGAAGGAGGAGAAAUCGGAAGAGAAGAAGGAGGAAAAGGAGGAACAGAAGGAAGAGAAGCCGGAAGAGACGAAGGAGGAGAAGGAGGAGAAGAAGGAGGAGAAGAAGGAGGAGAAGAAGGAGGAGAAGGAGGAGAAGCCGGAAGAGAAGGAGGAGAAGAAGGAGGAGAAGACUGAAGAGAAGUCGGAAGAGAAGCAGGAGGAGAAGAAGGAGGAGAAGCCGGAAGAGAAGGAUGAGAAGCCGCAAGAGAAGGAGGAGAAGCCGAAAGAGAAGCCGGAAGAGAAGGAGGAGAAGAAGGAGGAGAAGCCGGAAGCUCAGAAGGAGGAGAAGAAGGAGGAGAAGCCAGAAGAGAAGAAGGAGGAGAAGUCGGAGGAGAAGAAGGAAGCAAAGGAGGAACAGAAGGAAGAGAAGCCGGACGAGACGAAGGAGGAGAAGAAGGAGGAGAAGCCGGAAGAGAAGAAGGAGGAGAAACCGGAAGAGAAGAAGGAGAAGAAGGAGGAGAAGCCGGAAGAGAAGGCGGAGAAGAAGGAGGAGAAGCCGGAAGAGAAGAAGGAGGAGAAGCCGAAAGAGAAGCUGGAAGAGAAGUCGGAGAAGAAGGAGGAGAAGCCGGAAGAGAAGAAGGAGGAGAAGCCGAAAGAGAAGCCGGAAGAGAAGAAGGAGGAGAAGAAGGAGGAGAAACCAGAGGAGAAGUCGGAGGAAAAGAAGGAGGAAAAGAAGGAGGAGAAGCCGGACGAGAAGAAGGAGGAGAAACCGGAAGAGAAGAAGGAAGAACAGAAGGAGGAGAAGACAUCGCCAGAGGAGUUUCAGGACAGCAAAGAAUCCGAGAAGGAGCCAACGCUUUUUUCGGAGGCGAAAGCGCGAAAGGCGGACUUGGAGCUGCCACCGCGUGAGACGACGGAGGAUGAGGUGAACCAACAGGCCGCAGAGGUGGCCCAAGUCUUGGCCGCGCAAGAGCAGUCCGAAGAGGCAGCGGGCAAGAGCUCGGGCAUCUUAGGGAAAGUACUUCGAGAGAUGAAGGAGGAAGUGAAAGAACUCUUCUACACUUUUCCCCAGGAGGCGAAAGCGCGAAAGGCGGACUUGGAGCUGCCACCGCGUGAGACGACGGAGGCUGAGGUGAACCAACAGGCCGCAGAGGUGGCCCAAGUCUUGGCCGCGCAAGAGCAGUCCGAAGAGGCAGCGGGCAAGAGCUCGGGCAUCUCAGGAAAAGAACUUCGAGAGAUGAAGGAGCAAGUGAAAGAACUCUUCGAUUGGAAUCGUGCCUGGUACCCCAUCGCGCCCUUGGACUACCUGCACUCGGAUCGGCCCAAUCCGGUGAAGCUGCUGGGGAAGCGGAUGGUCCUUUGGUGCUCCGACCCGGAGAAGAAGACCUGGCACGCAGCACUGGACUCGUGUCCACACCGCAUGGCCCCCUUGUCCAUUGGAGACAUCGACUCGGCUGGCCGCCUGAGAUGCCGCUAUCAUGGCUGGUGCUUCAAUUCCGACGCGGGGAACUGCGUGAAGGUCCCCAUGGCGCAGAAUGCCAAGGACAAUGCCCGCAUGUGUGGCAUGGCUCGGACCUCUUUGACCAGCUUUCCAGUUCAAGUGAAGCAGGGCCUGGUGUGGAUCUUCCCCUACCUGGGCCCUGACGCGGAGGUCGUUUCCAAGCGCUCCGCGCCCUGCGUGACCCCCGAGUGCGACGACGUGGAGUGGGUGAUGACCACGGCGCCCGUGGGCUACCAGGUCUCGGUGGAGAAUACCUUCGACCCAUCUCAUGCGCCCUUCCUUCACAACGGUAUCAUCAAGUACUCCCCAGAGAAGGCCAUUCCCAUGUCGAAGUUCGAGCUCCGAGACGGCGAGAUCUCCGGGAAGCGCGGCUUCGUCCUGGAGCACGACGGCUACGACCAAGGCACGGACGGCGUGAUGGCCACACGGCAAUUCGUGCCGCCCUGCUCCAACACCACCGUGUACAAAUACAAGGAUCGCCGUGUGGAGACCACCCAGCUCUACUUCGUGCCCUGCGGCCCCCACGAGACGCGCUACAUCGCGAACUUGGGUCAGCCGGUCAACAAGAAGAUGCCCGAGUUUGUCACGGAUAUUCUGCAUGUGCUUUUCUUCAACAAGAUCUUCGGCUAUCGCUUCCAAGAGCAAGACCUCUUGGCGAUGCGAGGCCAGGAGAGGAACUUGCAUGAGAGUCCGCUCGGGGCCUGGGGUGAGCAGUAUGUCCUGGGCACCGCCUCAGACAAAGGGGUGGAAGCCUUCCGGAAGUGGUUGUACGACUGUGGCAAUGGCGGACCAUACUUCCCAAGAGCUUCCAGGACCCUGCCAGCGUCGGAUCCGAUGCUCUUCGACCGGUGGCAGAGACAUUCCAAGCAUUGCCCCCGCUGCAAGCGCGUGAUGCGCGCCUUUGGAGUGAUGCAGUCUACCGCUGGCAGGCUUUCGGUGCUUGGCCUAGGCCUCGCCUUCGUCCUGAUGCUGAUGCGCCAGUUCCGAAGCUCCAGCUAUUGGCUGCUGCUCACGCUUCUGCUGGCCGCCCUCGGGCGCUGGGCCGCCGCCGAGCGCUGGGGCUUCGUAUCCUCUGUGCCUCUGAAGGGCUUGAUGGAGGUGCCCGUCUACAAGAGUGGGCAGAAAAGGAUCUCUGAAUAA